This is a messenger RNA of Pyricularia oryzae 70-15, 1799 nucleotides long. RefSeq lists its product as uncharacterized. The record is from RefSeq and is a predicted model, not a curated record. NCBI's taxonomy places the organism in Eukaryota, Fungi, Ascomycota, Sordariomycetes, Magnaporthales, Pyriculariaceae. The coding region runs from base 106 to 1242 and encodes 378 amino acids. The transcript has a single exon.
CUUGGAAAUUUUUUGUUUUAGUCAUCUUUUGCAUCAGUCCUUCAAGACUUUAAACAAGCAAAAAAAUAAACCCAAGUAAAUAAUACAACAAACAAACAAAAAACAAUGCCGCCCACUGCAGCCCGGAGACACCGAUCAAGGUCUUCGGUCGAUUCGCUCUUGGAGCUCGUCCACGGCCUGAACGACCAUGACGUGCACCGCCUAUUGGCCGACUUGAAUAACACUUCUGAAGGGAACGUGGCCGUGGCCAAGGCGCUCGACAUUUUCCAAAAACCCAACUCGCCCAAGUUCGAAUUUGGAUCGAGACAUGUCAGCAACCCAUCGCCGACCCUACUCGUAGCUCGCUCUCGCCGCCUAGCCGCCGACAACAACAGGGCCUACAACAACAACCACUAUACCCAUUUGCGCCUGCACCAUGCAACGACCUUGCCUGCUGCAAAGGUGCAAACACAAGCUGAUGGCUGUGUUACAAAUUCUGGGGCCACCUUUGGCAAGCGCAUAUCCUCGGCACCGCUUCUAGACAGAGAGCGUGCAUUACCUCCGCGACAGAGCCCGACGACAUGCGAAACAGUUGAGGAAAGCCAAUCGGCAAACAUCUGUAUACCAACCCGUGGCAGGCCUCCGUCAACUCCUACCACCGCACGUUCUCCUCGCACCGAGACACGCUCACCAACUUCCCCCUUGAAUGUGUCACAAACUCCGUGCCUUUUCGCUCCCGCGGCGCCGCCUCCUGUCCCGGUUCCCACAUUAUCACCGCCGCCGCCGCCACGGGCAUCAUCCCAAGGGCCUCGGGCGUACAAGCGCAUCAGCCGCCCCAAGUUCCACCUGCCGUUCUCUGCAGCAGCGAACAACAACAACACCACCACCCAGACGUCGUUGCACGUGCCGACGCUAGCAUUCCCCGGCGACGGCAGCCAGGGACAAGACGAGGGCGAGCACGGCGAGCAGCCCGAUCUUCGCGCGCUGCUCCUGGCGGCCUACACCUUGGGGGAUGGCUGCAACCUGCCCGCGCCGCAGUCGCCGCAGUCGUCGCCGCUGAGGGGUCCGCGGUCCAUGGUCAACCUGCGAUCGCUGCGGCGGCAGCAGGAGCAGGACGAGGAGUUUUGGUUCGACGGCAGGAGGCCGACCACGCCGGACAACAUGCUUCUCGAACCCCUGCCGCGCUUCGGUGUGGCGGCGCCAACUGCCAGGAUGGAUCCUUGGCGGAUGGACAGUCUUUCUGCGAUUUUGAACGAAGCUUAGCUUGGAUUUGCUUUCUUAUCUUUUAUUCUUUCUUCUUCUAUAUCAGAGAAGCCAUUUUGAGUACGGUCUCGAGUCCUUUUCGGUGUUUAUUUCUAGUGUCAGUCACCAAAAUAGGUGCUCUUCUUUAGCGUUCAGUUUCUUUGUCUGGGCUUAUCUUUUUUUUUCUUAUCCUCUUCAUCCAAUUCUCUGUUUUCGUCGAACCCACACUUCCUUUUCCUGUGCGGACUCCUCCCCAUUACUGGCAUCUCUUAGCUCGACCUCCCAAAUUUUUAGUCUGUAGCUCCCACGGUCUCCUUGGCCUGAGAACAAAUCAAAAGACCACCCGUGCUUUGGACACGCAAUGCCUGUGCUCAGGACUACUCCAAAAUCCUCAAUGUCAAAAGGGGAUCCCCGCGAGAGGGGGAAGGACGAAUGUGGACAUUGCUUUGGUUGACGUCAGUUGGCAGUUUGUACCAAGAAAAAAAACAAUCUAACUUGGACAUUCCAGACUUGUUUGUGUGAAACCUUCAAGUGGAAAACAAAAGAAAUGAAACAAAAUGGCAGUUGAAAAGGACUCA